This is a messenger RNA of Ctenocephalides felis (cat flea), 2295 nucleotides long. Its product is annotated as E3 ubiquitin-protein ligase HERC2-like. The record is from RefSeq and is a predicted model, not a curated record. Bases 1 to 2295 code for a protein of 764 amino acids. The transcript has 15 exons. NCBI's taxonomy places the organism in Eukaryota, Metazoa, Arthropoda, Insecta, Siphonaptera, Pulicidae.
AUGAAUUUGUCCAACGUCCAGCCGUCAACCUCAGGUUCCAGUCUUAUUCCUGAUGGUUUUUCUGAAGCUUCAUCAAGUGUCAUGGGAACCAAUAGAAAAUACAGUAAGCGUUCUCAUUUCCUCUCCGCCGAUGAAUAUGCACUAUAUGUACAAGAGUUGAUUCAUCGAGGAAUGCUGGUCAGGAGUUGUCAAGCUUAUGACGAAGUCAAACCAGGAGACUUGGGCCUGGUCUCUAAAGUGAGCGUGGAAGGCCUUCAUGAUCUGAGUGUUGAGGUUAAAUGGUACAACCAGGGCUUCAGCAACUGGGUCCCUUUCAUCUUCCUGGAGCUGGUGGCCGAUGCGAAGUCGUCGGCUGCCAAAGCGGCGGCGGCCGAGUUUAUCGAUCGGUACGGCGUUCGCAGCGGCGGCGGCGCUCUGGGGCGCGAAUUGAAGGUCGGAGACAGGGUCAGGGUCAGGAUGAGUGUCGUCACGCCGAGAUACAAGUGGGGAUGCGUUGAUCAUUCCAGUGUCGGAGUCAUCACACAAAUUACUCGAGAAACUGGUGAUGUAACAGUGAAUUUCCGAGAGCAGUCAAACUGGGCUGGACAACUUAGCGAAAUGGAGCUGGUGCCACCUUCUUCGGAUACUAAAAGUCGACGUAGAACAAUAGAUCUACUUGCAGAAAGCGAGAGCAAUACUGGAACAGCUGUAGCAGGUCAAAUCUUGGAAGAAUGGUCAGAAUGUGUCCGAUCUUUGGCUGUAUCAUCUGGUGAGAGUUUGAAGAAUAAAUUGCUGGACGAUACGACCGCCUACUGGCAAAGCAAUUCUUCAACGUCUGGAAAUCAUUUCAUCCGUUUGGAAAUCGUGGAGUACGUCGUAGUUCACAAAUUAUUCAUGACUGUAAAUCCACAAGAUUUGAACUACAUGCCCUACACAAUAGUCGUUCGAGGAGGCGACAAUUUCGUAUCGAUGGCUAAAUUGAAUUAUUUAACAACCAGAUCUAACGAUUCCAGGAUUGUUCUUCUAUCGGACGUCCAGGCCUACUAUCGCUGCAUCGAGAUCUACAUCAAGCAGGUCAGGGGCGGAGGCAUCGACUGUCGGGUUCAAAAUAUUAAAUUCCUGGGAAAAAGAUUGAAGAGAUUGCAGGAUCCUUCCACGUCGGCCUCUGCUGCUGCUCUUGCUGGCAUCGAAAAUGGUGAUCAAAUGGACACAGUGCCCAUGAACAACGAAUUCCAAUUUAUGGCAACCGAUUACAAUGAUAGUUUUUGCGAGGAUUUGAAUUUUGUGGCUGGAAGUAAUGGAGCUGGAGGCAUGAACGGGGAUGGUGUUGAUUAUGGGAGCGAUGGGAAUCAGGUUUUGGUGUGGGGUUUAAAUGACAAAGACCAACUUGGUGGUUUAAAAGGUUCCAAAGUUAAACUACCAGUACUCUCAGGCUAUCUGACUGCACUGAAACCUAUUUACAUUGUCGGAGGCUCUAAAUCUCUAUUUGUCAUAUCUCAACACGGAAAGCUUUAUGCUUGUGGAGAAGGCACAAAUGGUCGUCUUGGUAUGGGUCAUACAAAUAACGUAUGUCAACCACGACCAGUACCAUUUUUAGCUCAACAUGUCAUCAGGAAAGUGGCUGUGCAUUCUGGUGGGAAACAUGCUAUGGCUUUGACUCUCGAUGGAAAGGUAUUUUCCUGGGGAGAAGGCGAGGAUGGAAAAUUGGGGCAUGGAAACAGAUUGACUUUGGAGAAGCCACGUUUGAUUGAAUCGUUGAAGAAUAAAAGAAUCCGUGACAUUGCCUGUGGAUCAUCACAUAGUGCUGCAAUAACGAGCAGUGGUGAAUUGUACACGUGGGGUCUUGGAGAAUAUGGUCGUCUCGGACAUGGUGACAAUUGCACACAAGUUAAACCCAAAUUGGUGAAAGCUUUAUCUGGUCACCGUGUGGUGCAAAUUGCUUGUGGCAGCAGAGAUGCACAAACUUUGUGCCUGACCGAUCAAGGUCUUGUGUUUUCCUGGGGUGAUGGAGAUUUUGGUAAACUCGGCCGUGGAGGUUCUGAAGGAUGUUCUGUGCCUAAAUGUGUGGAACGUCUCACAGGUUUGGGUGUCCGGAGAUUGGAAUGUGGGGCCCAGUUUAGUUUGGCACUCACCGAUAAAGGAGAGGUUUGGACAUGGGGCAAAGGUGAUUACUAUCGAUUGGGCCAUGGGACUGAUCAGCAUGUCAGGAGACCUACUUUAGUGCAGGCGCUUAAAGGAAAACGUGUUAUAGAUGUUGCAGUUGGUGCUUUGCAUUGUUUGGCAGUCACGGAUACUGGAGAGUUACAACAGACAUAA